Messenger RNA from Carassius gibelio (silver crucian carp), 1269 nucleotides. Its product is annotated as zinc finger BED domain-containing protein 4-like. Bases 110 to 1087 code for a protein of 325 amino acids. Gene Ontology annotation, molecular function: protein dimerization activity. The record is from RefSeq and is a predicted model, not a curated record. The transcript is spliced from 3 exons. Lineage: Eukaryota; Metazoa; Chordata; Actinopteri; Cypriniformes; Cyprinidae.
AAAAAAGGCCCUAGAUCAAACCCCACUCAUCAAUGAAAUACGACAGAAAGCCAGAAAGAUAGUGGGGUUAUUUAGAUCCAGCUGCAAAGCAAAGGACAAGCUUGUGGAGAUGCAGGGCUUGAUGGGCAGACCAGCUCUGAAACUGAUGCAGGAGGUGGACACAAGAUGGAACAGCACUUACGACAUGUUGCAGCGCUUGUAUGAGCAACGAGAGCCAGUGGGUGCAGCGCUAUCAAAUUUAAACAGUGAUACGGCUCCGCUGACAAGUUUUGAGUAUAACAUUAUACAAGAAUCAUUGUCACUACUGCAGCCUUUCAAACUCGCAACGACAGAGUUGUCAGAGGAACAGAGAGUGUCUGCUUCAAAGCUCAUACCACUUUACAGGAUGUUGCAGCACAAGCUAUCGCAGAAAAAAGGCCAAUCAGCACAGGAAUCAACUGCACAAUUAGGCACACACCUGCAAGAAGGUCUGCACUCAAGAUGUGGUGGGUACGAGUCAUUCAGAGCCUUGGCUCUGGCUACACUGCUGGACCCAAGGUUCAAAAAUGUGGGUUUUGGAAAUCCUGCCAAAGCCCAGGAGGCUGAAAAGCAGAUCACACUGGAGUGUGCUUCGCUGAUGCGUUCAAACACAGCAACUCCUGAGCCACAGUCAACAUCAGACCCAUCAUCAUCAUCAUCAACAACAACAUCAACAACAGAAACCCAGGACAGUUUAUGGGAACUUUUUGAUAGUCGUAUCCAUGAAACCCAGGCGAUACACAGUGCCACAGCAGAUGCCACAGUAGAAGUUAAAAAGUACCUAAAAGAUGCAUUUUUGCCAAGAACCCAUGAUCCACUAAGUUACUGGAAAGAGAGAGCUGUGAUUUUUCCUCAUUUGUAUGUCCUUGCUAAAAAAUAUCUAUGCAUGCCAGCAACAAGUGUCCCUUGUGAGAGGAUUUUUUCUAAGGCUGGAGAAAUUAUCAGUAAAAAAAGAAGUAGGCUAAGCCCUUCCACAGCAGAGCAAUUAAUAUUUUUGAAUAAAAAUCUUAAAAAAAAAAAAAAAAAAUUAGACCAUUGUGGAUUUAUUUGUUUUAUUCAUUUUUCAUGACCAAAAUAACCUAGUUAUUAUUAUGAUAUAGGAUUAUAUAGGAUAUUAUUAUAGGAUUUUAAAAUAUCACCACAUUAACGAAAACAAAAUAUUUUUAUUUAUUUUUAAAUGGCUUGUUGUCAAAGUUGUUUCAGAUAACAUGGGCAAUUGGCCACUAGGUGUCACCGUGGAGACAGGUGUCG